Medicago truncatula (barrel medic) is the source of this 2370-nucleotide messenger RNA. RefSeq names its product NADPH-dependent diflavin oxidoreductase 1. Lineage: Eukaryota; Viridiplantae; Streptophyta; Magnoliopsida; Fabales; Fabaceae. The record is from RefSeq and is a predicted model, not a curated record. The coding region runs from base 130 to 1986 and encodes 618 amino acids. The transcript has 12 exons. Gene Ontology annotation, cellular component: cytosol. Gene Ontology annotation, molecular function: flavin adenine dinucleotide binding; FMN binding; NADPH-hemoprotein reductase activity.
UCUAAAAAAAUAAUAUCGAUCGAGUUUAUGAAAAAAUUGCAGAACUCCAUAUCCGGUUCUGAAAACAGUGAAAGUUUCAGUACUUGUUCCAAUAUUGAAGCGAUUCGUAUUUGUAGAGUUUAGAGAAGAAUGAAAGAGAUUCAACAACGUCAUCAUAAGCUUCUGAUUCUAUACGCAACUCAAACUGGUAACGCAUUGGAUGCUUCUGAACGUCUUGCUCGUGAAGCUGAACGUAGAGCUUGCCCCAUCAAUCUUCUUUCUCUUCAUCAAUAUGAUCCUAAUCUAUUGCCACAGGAAGAAGCUGUGGUUUUUGUGGUUUCUACCACUGGUCAGGGUGAUACCCCUGAUUCUAUGAAGGUCUUUUGGAGGUUUCUUCUUCAGAGAAGCCUAAGCCAGCAUUGGCUGAAAGGAGUACACUACACCGUUUUCGGUUUGGGUGAUUCUGGUUAUCAGAAGUACAAUUUUGUUGCAAAGAAGCUGGACAAAAGAUUAAAGGACCUUGGAGGAACAACUAUUUUAGAAAGAGGCUUGGGAGAUGAUCAGCACCCUUCAGGCUAUGAAGGUACUCUUGAUCCCUGGAUGUCUUCUCUAUGGAGAAUUUUAAACACGAUCAAACCAGAAUUCUUACCAAAUGGUCCAGAUGUUUCGAUUCAAGAUACAGUGUUGAUUGACCAACCUAAAGUCCAAAUUACAUAUCACAAUAUCGAGUCACAUUUUUCAACUGCCUCAGACACUGGGAGUGUUCGUUCAAUGCAUCCUGGAAAAUCAUCUUCCGACAGAAGUGGGCAUCCUGACUGCUUUCUUAAGAUGGUGAAGAAUCUUCCUUUGACCAGAGCAAACUGUGGAAAAGAUGUUCGUCAUUUUGAAUUUGAACUUGAGUCACAUGCUAUCAAGUAUGACACUGGUGAUGUUCUUGAGAUUCUCCCUGGUCAAGAUUCAGCUGAAGUUGAUGCUUUCAUACGACGUUGUGAUUUGGAUCCUGAUGCAUUCAUCAGUAUUAGUCCUAGAGGAACGGAUGAUUGCAAUGGACAUGGCUCUAGAAUACCCAUACAAUUAAAAACUUUUGUGGAACUGACUAUGGAUGUAGCUUCUGCUUCACCUCGGCGGUAUUUCUUUGAGGUUAUGAGCUUUUUUGCAACAGCUGAACAUGAGAAGGAAAGACUUCAGUAUUUUUCUUCACCUGAAGGAAGAGAUGACCUGUACCAAUACAACCAGAAGGAGAGGAGAACUGUUCUUGAGGUGCUCGAAGAUUUUCCUUCUGUUCAAAUGCCACUUGAGUGGCUAAUCCAAUUGGUUCCUAUGCUGAAAACAAGAGCAUUCUCUAUUUCUUCUUCUCAAUCAGUUCACCCCAAUCAAGUACACUUGACUGUGAGUGUGGUGUCCUGGACAACACCUUACAAGAGGAAAAAGAAAGGAUUUUGCUCCUCAUGGCUAGCCACAUUAGAUCCCUGCAAUGCUGUCGGUAUUCCUGCUUGGUUCCAUAAAGGCUCCCUUCCUACACCAUCACCAUCACUUCCCCUCAUACUUGUUGGACCGGGCACAGGAUGUGCACCUUUUCGCGGAUUUAUCGAGGAAAGGGCAUUGCAAAGUAAAACUAUUUCCACUGCUCCAAUUAUGUUCUUCUUUGGCUGUUGGAAUGAAGACGGUGACUUUUUAUACAAAGACUUGUGGUUGAAUCAUUCACAGAACAAUGGUGUACUUUCAGAAGCAAAUGGUGGAGGUUUCUAUGUUGCUUUCUCUCGAGACCAGCCUGAGAAAGUUUAUGUUCAGCAUAAGAUGAAGGAACACAGUGGAAGGGUUUGGAACCUAUUAGCCGAUGGAGCUGCUGUUUAUAUAGCAGGUUCAUCAACCAAAAUGCCUACGGAUGUAACAUCAGCUUUUGAGGAAAUUGUAUCUAAAGAAAAUGAGGUUUCAAAGGAAGAUGCAGUUAGGUGGAUUAGGGCAUUAGAAAGGUGCGGUAAAUAUCACAUUGAAGCAUGGUCUUGAGAGUUUUAUUUUGGGUCAGAUAGCAAGUUUGGGUCCUCUAUAGCCAUUUUACGGGGCAACUGUCUGCAGACGGUUGUAGAGGGUCCGGGUUCGUCAAGGAGGUCCAAUCAUACAGUUUUUUCUAAAGUCUAAUACGGUUGCAUGGAUCAAAUUGGUGCAAAUUGUGGUUCUAAAAUUGGACAUAUGAUAGCGAAAUGUUAGGCAAUAUUUAUUGGAAAUUAUUUAGAUUAUUAAUACAUGUAGUUGCCUUAUUAUUCUAUUUAUACAUUGUAAAUACUUGGUUCCUUGGUUUAUGAAGAAUGUUGGAAUCUGUGUGAUUUUCUUCUAGAUGAAUCCAUGCGACUCUUUUAAUCCAUACAAAUAAAAAAACUACCAUCUUUUCAA